Molecule: messenger RNA, 2179 nt
Organism: Glycine soja
Lineage: Eukaryota; Viridiplantae; Streptophyta; Magnoliopsida; Fabales; Fabaceae
Product: 4-coumarate--CoA ligase-like 7
Exons: 8
Coding region: 107-1810 (567 amino acids)
Molecular function (GO): CoA-ligase activity
Source: RefSeq, a predicted model, not a curated record
AGUCAUAUAUCACCAUCAUCUUAGUUGUGAAUUGUGAUCCAAUUUAAAUGCAAGAACAAGGCAUAUUGUCGACAAUUAAUGUCUGGCUAUCAUCUUAUCCACGACUAUGGGUGUCAAUAAACAAACCAGUUUUCCAAUGCAGAAAGCAGGGUACGGUGGCGAUGGAAUAUACAGGUCUCUAAGGCCUUGUUUGGUUCUCCCAAAUGACCCCAACCUCUCCCUCGUCUCAUUCCUCUUCCAAAGCGUUUCCUCUUUCCCAUCCAAAAUCGCCCUCGUCGAUUCCCACUCUUCCCAAACACUUACCUUGGCGCACCUCAAAUCACAGGUCGCCAAACUUGCCCACGGUUUCCUCAAACUAGGCAUAAACAAAAACGACGUCGUCCUACUGCUCGCUCCCAACAGCAUCCACUACCCUAUAUGCUUCCUCGCUGCCACCGCCAUCGGCGCCGUCGUCUCCACCGCCAAUCCCAUUUACACAGUCAACGAAAUCUCGAAGCAAGUCGACGACUCCAACCCCAAACUCCUCAUCACCGUCCCAGAAUUAUGGGACAAAGUCAAGAACCUCAACCUCCCCGCCGUAAUUAUCGAUACGGAAACAGCUCAAGGUUCUCACUUAUUUUUCGCUCGGUCCAGACUCGUGAGUUUCGAAGCUGGCAACGAGGUGUCGAGAAUAACGAGUCUUGACGCGGUGAUGGAGAUGGCUGGACAGGCGACGGAGCUGCCGGAGAGCGGCGUGAAGCAGGGGGACACGGCGGCGCUUCUGUACUCCUCGGGAACGACGGGGUUGAGCAAGGGCGUGGUUCUGACGCACCGGAACUUCAUAGCGGCGUCGGUGAUGAUCGGAAUGGACGACGACCUCGCCGGGGAGCAAGACGACGUGUACCUGUGCGUUCUGCCGAUGUUUCACGUGUUCGGGCUGGCGGUGGUGACGUACGCGGCGCUGCGGCGAGGGAGCGCGGUGGUGGUGAUGGAGAGGUUCGAGCUGGAGGCGCUGCUGAAGGCUAUUGAGAAGCAGAGGGUGACGAAGCUGUGGGUGGUGCCUCCGAUCCUGCUUGGUCUGGCGAAACAGAGCGUGGUUGGAAACUACGAUCUUUCCUCGUUGAGGCGUAUAGGUUCGGGUGCUGCUCCUCUCGGGAAAGACUUGAUGGAAGAGUGUGGCAGGCGUUUUCCUCAUGUUGCCAUUUGUCAGGGUUAUGGUAUGACAGAAACUUGUGGCAUUGUUUCUGUGGAGAAUCCAAGAGUAGGGGUUCGUCAUACUGGCUCAACGGGAACGCUAGUUUCAGGAGUCGAAGCUCAAAUAGUGAGUGUGGAUACACAGAAGCCUCUCCCUCCUAGACAGUUGGGAGAGAUAUGGGUGCGGGGACCUAACAUGAUGCAAGGCUAUCACAACAAUCCAGAGGCCACGAGAUUGACUAUAGAUAAAAAAGGGUGGGUACAUACAGGAGAUCUUGGAUAUUUUGAUGAAGAUGGACAACUUUAUGUGGUUGACCGUAUCAAAGAACUGAUCAAGUACAAAGGUUUCCAGGUUGCACCAGCAGAACUUGAAGGGCUUCUCGUUUCUCACCCUGAAAUACUAGAGGCUGUUGUUGUGCCAUAUCCUGAUGAUGAGGCUGGUGAGGUUCCAAUUGCCUAUGUUGUUCGCUCACCCAAUAGUUCACUGACUGAAGAAGAAAUUCAGAAGUUUAUUGCUAAGCAGGUUGCACCUUUCAAAAAAUUGCGAAGGGUAACAUUCAUCAACAAUGUUCCUAAGACAGCUUCAGGAAAAAUUCUCAGAAGAGAGCUUACUGCAAAAGCACGAUCCAAAAUAUAAUAUAUUACAUUCUUUUUGGACAAACAAUUUCUGAGAUAUAUUGAAAAUUAGGAGUGCGCGCAUCAGUGCAUCCUGCAAGAUUAAUCUAUAUACCCAAUCAAGUUUAAAAUUAAAACCAUGCAAUAAUCCCUCCAUAGUCCAGAUUAUACUAGCAUUCCUUUGCAUCUGGUGUUUGUGAACUAAAUUUUCUUCUUUUGAAGUUAGAAAAAAUGUUAAAAUAAGAAACAAAAAUUUUACAAGUUAAAUUUCCAUAUAUACACUAUGGUGUAUCAUAGUAGUAUGAUUUUUGAGAUGAUUGUUGUAAUAGCCAACAAACUUAAUAUUUAUAUCAAGUUAUGAUUGAGUGAUAAUAUAUAUUUUUUUUUUUUA